Molecule: messenger RNA, 2174 nt
Organism: Pocillopora meandrina
Lineage: Eukaryota; Metazoa; Cnidaria; Anthozoa; Scleractinia; Pocilloporidae
Source: the annotation of a GenBank genome assembly
AUGCCUAAAAAGUUUAAAGGAACAAAUUCAAAGGCAGAGGAAGCUAGAGCUAGGAAAGAUGCUGUUAGACUUGCAGAAAAAGAGAGAAAACAGAGGGAAGAAGAAGAUAAAUACUGGGAGGAUAAUGAUAAACAUGUGAUGAAGAAACAGCAAAGGAAGGUGCGGUUGUGUUUGUAGGUGAAUUACGGCAGUUGUUGUGGUCAGUUGGUAGAUUUAAAAUCAAGACAAAUGACAUUUCAAAUUUGAAUAUUAAUUGCGAAAAGGACGAGAUAAAGAUUACAUCUCUGUAAUAUCGCUUGGAAGUUGUUUUGAAAUGACAAUUAGACUCGAACGAAGAGGACAUGCCUCUGAUAAGUAAUUUUAAGGGUAAAAUUUUUCGCAAUCGAUUCAAUGUGACCGAGCUCCUUAAAUUCUGGGGGUAUAGAAGGGCCCUGCAGUUUUAGGUAAAAUUUCCGCAUAGCCCCAUGCUAUUGUUAAACAAAUCUGUUUUCCCAAUGGCAAUGUAUUGUUUUUGUCGUUGUUUUCUCUAUCCAAGAACUGAAUGCAUAAUGUAGUAUGGGGCUGUGCGGAAAUUUUACCCAGUUUUAUUUUGUUGUUCAGUAUCAAGAGGCCAGGUUUGAUACCUGUACUGGUAGAUUGUUUUUGUUCUAAAAAACAGAGCUAACAACUCUCUCCACACAGAUAUUAACAGAGAAGUAACGGCAACCUCAGACCCACAAAAAAGACAAAUCCCAAGGUGUCUCAAAACUCACACCCAGAAAAACUCAGACCCUCUAAUUCUGGCUUACUAGUACAAUUUCAAGAUUCAUCACACUCAACCAUUUGUACAUUUACAUACAUUUAGGAAAGGCUAACUUUGGUCUCACAGUAAAAUGAAAGUAUGAAAGAACUAUCAUUAUUGUUUUAGUGAAAAAACAGUUGGUUUAAAAAAGUGGGGGUGUGAAAAACAACAUAAUGUGGCAGAUUAAUGAGGCAGUUAAUGAUUAACAUGAAUUAAACAAUCCAUGACUGUGAGUGAGUACUGUGGUUAUGGACAGACUAUUUCAAUUCAGCCCUCAAAUUAUUUGUUUGCUAGUUAGUUGCAGUGUGAUUGUCAAGCAUUGAAUGCAUGGCUAUUAGAUAAAUGUUAACAGAUUAAAGGUUAGAAUUUGGCUCAAAGUCUUAUUUUGACUUCUGGUUAUAGGAUUGAGUGGAGUCCAAUUUGGUCUGUAAUCAUACUUGGGAUUAACAAAUCGGAUUCUCCCUUUACAGUCUUCUAAUUUGUUAAUUAUGAGUAUGAUUACAGACAGAAUUGGGUGACAUGAAUUCCUGAUAACGAUGAAUCAAAAGUAUGAAAAAAUUUGAGAAAGAAACUAGACAACAAUUACUAGUAUACAUUUUCAUGAAAAAAAGCAACAGUUAACUCAGAAAAAUGCAAGACAACAGCAUGCUCACUUGAUGCAUCCUGUCCUCUUACACAGGCAUGAAGUGUAAAUGGUCCCUUUAUCUGUCCUGUUGUACUGUCCAGUUACACUUUCCAAUUACAAGCAUGAGGCAUAUACUACCCUAUUAGUGCUCAAAUCACGCUUGUGAUAACCAAUCACAUUCAAGAAUUUUGUUACAGUUUGGAUUAGUGCUCAAAUGAAGUGAUUAAUCUUGCUUUUUAUGCUCUUCUCAUGAAGGAUGAUAAAGAACGCAAACGGCAAGAAGCAACAGAGCGUAAGAUAGCCAACCAAGAAGCCCUGAAAGCUGAAGAAAGUGAAUUGCCAAAGCCAAGUUCCAGUGUUCGUGCUAAAAUGACAGUUGCAGAGAUUCAGGGAGAACGUGAAAGAAAAGCUGUCGAAGCUGCCUCUGCAACAGCUAAAACUAAAAAAGCAGAUGAGGAAACUAGUGAUAUUCUUGAAGAAAACCCUAAUCAGCAGAUGGCAGCACUAUUGGCAGCUGAAGGAUCUGUAGAAGCACGCUCUGUAGAAGAUGCCAUAGCUGUACUGAAUGUCAGCAAAACUACUCCCACUGACCGGCACCCAGAAAAGAGAAUGAAAGCAGCAUAUAAUGCAUUUGAAGAGCGUGAACUACCUAAGCUUAAAACAGAAAAUCCUAACAUGCGGUUAUCUCAAAUAAAACAGUUACUCAAGAAGGAAUGGAUGAAAUCACCAGAAAAUCCCAUGAACAUGGCUUAUGCUAAGAGGACAUAG